This is a messenger RNA of Nerophis ophidion (straightnose pipefish), 3346 nucleotides long. Its product is annotated as sodium-dependent serotonin transporter-like. Gene Ontology annotation, molecular function: serotonin binding; serotonin:sodium:chloride symporter activity. Gene Ontology annotation, biological process: serotonin uptake; sodium ion transmembrane transport. Gene Ontology annotation, cellular component: neuron projection; membrane. The transcript has 15 exons. Bases 521 to 2530 code for a protein of 669 amino acids. The record is from RefSeq and is a predicted model, not a curated record. Lineage: Eukaryota; Metazoa; Chordata; Actinopteri; Syngnathiformes; Syngnathidae.
GUUGCAAUGAGGAUUAACCCAGUGCUUCAGCUGAUGCUGACUGGAAUGAAGUUCAACACUUGCCACCCUGGAUUCUUACAAUAAAGGCGAGACUGGUCCUUCUUACAAGUAUGCGCCAGUGAGUUUUGGAUUAGGCGCCAGGAUCCUGCAUAUGUAGAUUUGGGGGGCCUGCAUGCUGGAGCAUGUGUGUUAGGCGUCUUAAGUCCAGCACAACACAAUACCGUCAGCACAAUACCCAGACGUGUGCCAUCGGGUUUGGACCCUGUUGACAAGGCGACUCCAUGCGCCUAAAUCGUCAUAGUAAGAGGGCCUUCAAUAACAAACAGAAGAUCCAAAAUCCUCUAAGUCUUCCACGUCCUCGCCUCCAAGAACGACACGUUUCAUUCAGUUUUUCCGACCCCGGUGUUUGUUCCCCUAAUGGGCGCCAUACCAGACUGCAGGAUCGUCUUACUUUCAUCAGCGUUGAGAACCCCUGCCGAGCCCUGACCCGCCUCACCGAAAACACCGACAUCAGCACCAGAUGGAGACGAAAGACCUGAUGAUGACAAGCGUGUUGACAAAGGACAAAUGGGAGGCCGGGGCCGAGCGGGGCAAAGGGAGCGAAGAGGCGAAAGACGAAGGGACGCAGGAGGAAAACUGUCGAUUGAUGCUGGCUGACGGUCUGGCGGAGAGAGGACCGAAGAGCCCGGGUUCCGGUCAACAGGUGUCCAACGGCUUCACCACGUCCGGCCCUCAGAGCUCCAAGGAAGGAGCGGGGAUUCCGGAUGCUUCCCCCACAGGUACGGCGUCCGCGCCCGCAGGGGGCUCCUCCGCGCCGGCGGGAGGCCUCAGGACUCUCGUGGUCCAACAAACCACCUUGGACCGUCCCAGAGAGACCUGGAGCAAGAAGAUGGACUUCUUACUCUCUGUGAUUGGCUACGCGGUGGACCUGGGCAACGUGUGGCGUUUCCCAUACAUCUGCUACCAAAAUGGAGGAGGUGCCUUUCUGCUGCCCUACCUGUUGAUGGCGGUGUUUGGAGGUGUGCCUCUCUUCUACAUGGAGCUGGCUCUCGGUCAGUUUCACCGCAAUGGCUGCAUCUCCAUCUGGAAACACAUCUGCCCCAUCUUCAAAGGUAUUGGCUUCGCCAUCUGCAUCAUAGCCCUCUACGUUGCCUUCUAUUACAACACCAUCAUGGCCUGGGCCUUGUACUACCUGUUGUCGUCAUUCCAGCCCACCCUGCCCUGGACCACUUGCACCAACAGCUGGAACACGGCCAACUGUAACCGCUACAUGUCCACCGACCACAAUGUCUCAUGGACCAACUCCUCCACCUCCCCCGCCGAGGAGUUCUAUACUCGACACGUGCUGCAGGUCCACCGCUCUUCGGGUCUGCACCAGUUGGGUUCCAUCAGCUGGCAGCUGGCCCUCUGCCUUCUCUUCAUCUUCACCAUUGUCUACUUCAGUAUCUGGAAGGGAGUCAAGACAUCUGGAAAGGUGGUUUGGGUGACCGCUACAUUCCCUUACCUGGUCCUCCUGGUGCUGCUCGUCCGUGGGGCCACUCUUCCAGGGGCCUGGAGGGGCGUGGUCUUUUAUCUGAAACCUGAUUGGGAAAAACUGCUCAGCACAACCGUGUGGAUCGACGCUGCGGCUCAGAUCUUCUUCUCGCUGGGUCCGGGCUUUGGCGUGCUCCUCGCCUUUGCCAGCUACAACCCCUUUCACAACAAUUGCUACAAAGACGCGUUGAUCACCAGCUCGGUCAACUGCCUCACCAGCUUCUUGUCCGGCUUUGUGAUUUUCACCGUGCUGGGCUACAUGGCGGAGAUGAGGCAGCAGGAUGUGGAUGCGGUCGCCAAAGAUGCUGGACCCAGUCUGCUUUUCAUCAUUUAUGCAGAAGCCAUUGCAAACAUGCCGGCUGCGACUUUCUUUGCCAUUAUCUUCUUCCUCAUGAUCAUUAUGUUGGGUCUGGACAGCACGUUCGCCGGCUUGGAGGGUGUGAUCACCGCCAUGCUUGAUGAGUUCCCCAACAUCUUGGUCAAAAGAAGAGAGUGGUUUGUCUUCGGUCUGGUGUGCGUCUGCUACCUGGGGGCGCUCACCACGCUCACUUAUGGCGGAGCAUUCGUGGUGAAGCUGUUUGAAGAAUACGCCACAGGUCCUGCAGUCAUCACCGUGGUUCUGCUGGAAGUCAUCGCCGUUUCCUGGUUCUACGGAACCAACCGUUUUUGCAACGACAUCCAGGUCAUGCUUGGUUUCUACCCCGGGUGGUUCUGGAGGAUCUGCUGGGUCGCCAUCUGCCCUAUCUUUCUGUUGUUCAUCAUCAUCAGCUUCCUGGCCUUCCCUCCAGAGGUGAAGCUGUUCGACUACCAGUACCCACCCUGGACCACGGUCCUUGGCUACUGUAUCGGCGUGUCCUCUUUAAUCUGCGUGCCUGCUUACAUGGUCUACCACCUCAUCAGGUCCAAAGGCACACUCAAACAGCGUCUGUCAAAGAGCGUCACCCCCGAGCCCAGCAAUGAGCAACACAGAGGCUUCAUCGUCACCAACGCAGUCUGACCCGGACCCGCACCAGUGCCAUCUUCCACCGACCACCACUUUUGCCUCCCGUUCACACUCCUUGUCUUUGUAACCCCCCUCGAAAACCUCGGAAUAACCGGUCGUGACGUCGGCGAAGGCUUUUGAACGCAUCGCUUUCUUUACCGUAUAAUCACUGCCUUUUUCUUCAGGUCACACAUGAUUGUGUGCGUUAUGUCGGCCUUUACGUUAUUAUGUUCCCGUUCACGGAGAGUCGAAGAAUACACGGAUAGGUUUAUGCAUUGUGCAUGUAGCGAAAUUCAGGUAUUAUCUCUUAUAUUUGUUAUUGAAGCCAAAUAUAUGAUCUUUGUUCUGCUCAUAUUACAAGCACUUAUGGUGUUCCAUUCAUGUUUGGACUGUAAAGACAGAUCUAUCGACACUGUGAAGCAGUGUGUGUUUGGGACAUGAGGUUGUUUUGUGUGUGUGUGUGUGUGUGUGUGUGUGUGUGUGUUUGUGUGUGAGAGAGACGGCAAGACUGUUAUAAUGGCCUCCGGAAAAAUAUCGAAUUGAAUAUUUCUUUUGUCAUCUGUUGUUGUUUUACCACAAGACUGGACUUGGUGUUGCAGAGUCGUCGGUAAUAGAAACCAAAUAUGAAGUGAACACUUACAGCGGGGCAAAAAAGUAUUUAGUCAGCCACCGAUUGUGCAAGUUCUCCCACUUAAAAUGAUGACAGAGGUCUGUAAUUUUCAUCCUAGGUACACUUCAACUGUGAGAGACAGAAUGUGAAAAAAAAAUACAGGAUUUCACAUUGUAGGAAUUUUAAAGAAUUUAUUUGUAAAUUAUGGUGGAAAAUAAGUA